Messenger RNA from Dentiscutata erythropus, 128 nucleotides. NCBI's taxonomy places the organism in Eukaryota, Fungi, Glomeromycota, Glomeromycetes, Diversisporales, Gigasporaceae. The record is from the annotation of a GenBank genome assembly.
CAACAGAAUCCUCAGUGAAGAGCAUAUCAGAAACGCUUCACAAAGAACUAAUAGCCACUUCCGACUUAGCUGUUCUGGAUCAGAACCCUCAAGCAUUAGACCACCCAAUAUGGCUUAAUACCAAACAU